Haliotis rubra (blacklip abalone) is the source of this 4590-nucleotide messenger RNA. RefSeq names its product coiled-coil domain-containing protein 146-like. Gene Ontology annotation, cellular component: cytoskeleton. The record is from RefSeq and is a predicted model, not a curated record. NCBI's taxonomy places the organism in Eukaryota, Metazoa, Mollusca, Gastropoda, Lepetellida, Haliotidae.
UGUUAAUGUAAACCAGCCAUAUUGGAUGUGCAAAUAAUUCAUGAAGCUUCAUCUUCCCGAUGUAUCUCUUGAAGGAAUGAGUUAGCUGGUUUCCCAAAGAUGAGUGAUGCGGGAGGAAGCGAGAGGGAGGAGGAGGAGGUGUCGGAAUAUGUCCCCCCGAUAGCACCCCUUCCUCCCAAGGUCAUCAAGCAGGAAGAAAGUCAGAUAGAAGUCUCAUCAAGUCCUGCUUUCCAGUGUUUGGAUGAGUUAUUUCAGCAAGGAAAGUUAACAGGGACAAAAGUUGCUUUGCUGAAAUCUAAAUACACAGAGCUACACGAGACCCUUAAAAACUCCAGACAUAACGAAACAACACUUCUCCGUCAAGCCAAGGAGUACACUGCGGAUCUAGAGAAACAGAGAGCAGAGCUAGAGAAAGGGGAUAACUUCCCAGAGAGUUCCAACACCGAAGUCACCAAACUCCGUGAACAGUUCCUCAAGUACAACAAUGAUCUGGUGGAGACGGAAGAACGUCAGUAUCAGCUAGAGUACAAGCUAGAAAGUUUGUUAGAAGAGAAGAAAAUAGUUGAAAGGGAAUAUGAACGGCUUCCUAAACAAGGGGAGAUCGAGAAGAAGAUCAAGCAGCUUCAAGCUGCCUGUGAUGAAAUGAGAAAGGAGAUUGGACAGAGUCAGAAUGAGGCCAAAAACCUCCGUGAAGACCUCGAAGCCAAUCAAAGACAGCUGGGCCUCGACAACAAGGAGUAUGAGGAGUUGACCGAGAAGAUGGAAAAGUUGAAGGGUGACCUGGUUCAGAUAAAUACUGUCCCAGGACAGAUUGCCAAGGAAGCUGACAAAAUUGCAAGGCAGAAAAAUGAAAUGGACAACAAACUCAAGACUUUAGUAUCGGAGUAUGAUGAACUAAAUGAAGCAUCCAAGAUCCUGGAAACAAAACGGAGGAAGUUGGAAGAUGAAAAAUUAGAAUUUGACUCAGAAUUGGAAGAACAGCGCUCCAUAUUGAAUGAGAGAGAAAGAGAGCUGGAUUUAUUACAGAAAGAUUAUGAGCAUGCCAAGGAACGUGAAGCAAUGUUGUUGGGAGACAGGGCAACACUAGACUUGAAUUUGAGGCAUGUUCAUCUGGAGAAGAAAAACCUUCAUGAUGUUCAUUCCCGCAAGAGUCGAGAGAAGGAUCGAGAUCUCCGCAACCUCAAGAAGGCUGAGUUACAACUCCGCGUGGCUGAUGAAUCACUCAACCACACAAAGUCUAUCCAUGAAAAGAUCAAAUCACAGGUUGAUGGACUGCCUCGAGAUGAUGGCUCUCUGGUGAAGAAGAGAGAAGAUCUUCAGAAGGAGGUGGAACAAACCAAGAGGGCUCUUGCUCAGCAGAACUCCCUGACUGCUGUGGAGCAUGUGAAGCUUGAGGCUAGUGCAGCUGAUGAGCAGAACUUGUUGUUUGAGCAGAGCGAUCUGCGCAUAGAAGUCGUGGAGCUUACCAGACUCGCUGCUAUCAAGGCUGAUGAGAGAGAGCAGAAGGCACGAGACUUCAUGAGGGCGGAAAUGCGCUUCCAUCGCGCUGUAGAGGACCUGAAAACAAAACAGCUGCAGAUACAGGACCACCAGAAGAAGCAUCAGGAGAUGCAGCAGAAACUGAAGGAGUUUGCCAAGCUGUAUGACGUCAUCAAGAAUGAGCGUAACAAGUGUGUGAACCUCAUCCAGACCAGCACCCAGAAGGCAGCUGAGAUGAAAGAGAAGAUCAAGAUCUUACAGAAUGAGAUCGAGAUCCUCCGUACAGCAGUCAUGCAGAAGGACAGACAACUUCAGAAGCAUCGCCUGAAGCACCGCGCAAGCCUUGAACUACGUGACAGCAUGCGGAAGGAGGUUGCUAAGCAACAGCGUGUAGAGGAGGCAAUGAGAGAGAAGCAAGAGCAACAGAAGAUGGACAUCUCCAAACUGAACCUGAUGAUCAACCAGGCCGAGGAGCAGAUGGUGCGACUCAGGAAGAGAUAUGAGAGAGCAGUGCAGCAUCGUAACGACAGAGGCAUUAAGUUGAUUGAAAGGAAUGAAGAAGUGUGCAUCUUCUAUGAGAAGGUUAACAUCCAAGAUCAGAUGGUUCGUAAUGGAGAGGUGGAGCUGAAGGCAAGAGAGGAAGAGAUCAGGUUCCUCAAGAUGCAGCUGAAUGAGGAGAAAAGAGGUCGUGAGGUCAUGAGGAAAAUGGAACCAAAUAAGCGUGCAUUUGAGCAGGAACUGGUCACACUGCAGAUCCAGCUGCAGCAGUGUCAGGACCGGAUGUUGGAGCUGGAGAAGGACCUGGAAAAUCCGUAUGACGAGACCCGAGUCCGAUACCUGGAGGGUCAUGAUCCAACCCCGGCAGAGAUACAGACUAAGGUAGAGGAGCUUGAGAUGAGAUUAGCUGAGAAAGAAGAACAGCUUCUGGAAAAAGACUUGAUCUUUGAACAGGUCAACCGACUAGCAGACCGCAUCCGAGGGAAAGCUGAGGUCGGGAAACAGGACACUCUAGAUCUAGCCAAGAAGGUUAAUGAUGUGCAAGCCAGGAUCAAGGAAACAACUCGGAAAAUGAUGGCACUGGUGUCAGAGCUGUCCAUGAACCAGGCCAAUGCCAUGAAGCUACAGCAGCAGCUGCGUGGCCAGGAGACAGAGCUGGAGCAAUGCUACAUGAGGAUGGAGAAGGGAGAACCACCGUCCCGAGAUAUAGAGAGAGAUUGGCUGCGAAUGGUCAGAGAUGAGAUGAGGAGGAUACAGGACAAGGAUGAUAUCAGAGCUGCAGAAGAAGAGGAGGAACAGUACAAGCUGGCUGGGGGAUUGUACACAACUGCCGAACCUCGACCCAACGCCUACAUUCCUGAUGAUGAUAGCGAACUGCCAAUACCACGGCCAUAUGGCUCUCAUGCUCCAUUCAAACCAAAUGAAGCUGGCUCAACUAUGCGACAUAUCAGAAAACCUGUGCCUAAACCCAUUGAAAUCUAAGCCUUCUUACUUUCUCGAAUCGUGUGCAUGGAGGAAUGUAUGGUGCUGGAAAUAUGUGCAGCUAAUGUGAAGUCGAGGGUUGCAUUUUAUAGCUUUAAAGUAUUAUCAAGUAUUUGGUAAGCAAUGAAUCAAUGUUAUGAUCUGAUUUUGUAAUGAGACAGUUGAUAAAUUAUCAGUUUAAGCAAAAUCAGUUUCACAUAUCUUUUAAAAGAAAAUAUCUGACACAUUUUUAUGAACCUACCAUGAAGUCAGAAAAAUUAACCUACCAUGAAGUCAUGGAAGUGAGGAAUUUUUAAACCAGCCACAAAAAUCAGGACUGUAUAUAUAUCUUAACAUUGGAUAGCAGGACAUGUUGCAAGUGAUAUACUCAACGACUCAUAUAACAGAACUGUUUGUCCACAUCUGACAUAAUAUAUUACAGUAUGUCACUUCCCUUGCAAAGUUUUGCAGUUAUAUAUUUUAAUAAUAUCUGGUUCAGUAGAAACAACUGUAUGCUUGAGUUUCUGUACAUACAUAGAAUACUUGUUUCACCUCACUGCGAUAUAACACUGAAGUCUCUUCACACAUACCACAAAAUCAGUCCUAACUCUUAAGAGCCAAGAAUCUAGGUCAAAUUGUCUUACUUUGACCAUUUGAUGCCAAAAUAUUGACGAGUGUGCUUGUUUUGUACUAUUUGUAAAAGGCACUUUGAUAUGAGGACUAACUCUAUCGACGUUUGACACAAUCCAACCACUAAAAAUUAAAUGUUUUAUCACAUAUACUGGGUAACUGAAAAGAUUUCAUAUUUUUAUUGUUGCUUGAGGAAAUAUAAAUUUGACAUGAAGUAGUUGUUGUGUGAUGUGACCCCACACUUUGUUUUCAAAUUCAUUACAGACUUCAGCCAGGGUUCCUCUUAAAAGAAACAUUCACAAGCCAAAAUAAAAUGCACUGUCCUCCACUUCCCAUGCCAUAUUUGCCCAAGCUCAAUGUUAUUGAUACACGUUAAUAGCUUGAAGAAAAUUAUUUUUGUCCCUGUUAUAAUACAUUCCUUAUCUUCACACAGUAUUAAGCAUUCAUACAUGCCUGUCUGCACUUGUAUAUUUACACACCCAGUAGUGAAAUGUACAACUGUCGUCAAUGUCAUGUGUAUUUCAGCCUUCCCUCUGUGCAUGUGCCUAUAACCUGUCAGCAUUUCCCAUGUCAUUGCCUUCCCUUCAAUACCAAAACAGUUUAUUUAUCUGUUGUACAUGUCUGUGAUUGUAUUGUUAUUAAUUUAUUUUGGAAACAAAGCAAAUCAGUAUUGACACUGACAUAUUUUUAUUUAUCUAUUUUGCUGAAGCAAAAUGAUCAGAGUGUUGUUGAGAAGUUGAAUUACUUUGGAUUGUAUUUAAACACAAGGCUUCAUGAUGUCACUUGAUAAUGAUUGUGAUAUUACAGUAUGAAGUAUUUUUUGCUCCUGCUGUGUACAUCUCUUUUACUGCCACAGCAAGUCUAUUAAAAAAAAAAAAUGUCUGAAGAAAACAAAUGGUAGGUAUGUCCACUGAGGAAGUCAUUGAUACAUACUGGUAAUGUUUAAAAAUAUGAGAAGUGUCCGGAAUAUCUGAUUUAAAUAUUAAUUGAUGUUACUAUUGUAAAUAAAUACUGUGGAAUAUG